AUGCCGCGGCGCCCGACACAUGUGGCGGAGGUGUGGCGUGACCUGGGCGCCAAGUGUGACCCGCUGGCGAGGCCGGUGAUUCACUGGGGCACGUGGGUGACCCGCCCAGGUGGUGGUGCUGUCCGCGUCACCAGCACCAUCGGGAACCGGCUGGAGGGUAGUUUCUUAACCCUCUUGUUCUCCUUUGCAGUGGUGUUGAGCUGCCUAGUCGUGGGCAGCAGCGCCAGCCUCUGCAUCCCCCCCGCCCACGUCCCCCACGGCCACGUCACCCUGGGGCGCGGCGGCUUCGUGGCCUCCUUCAGGUGUCAUGACGGCCACACUCUCCAGGGCACGGCCGUCGCGGUGUGCCUGGCGGGAAGGUGGUCCACGCCGCCCCCCACCUGUGUCCCGGCAGAGGAAGAAACAGCGCCGACCUCCACCCCGCCCAGACGACAGCGCGGGAAGGGUCGCCGACAACGCCCCGCCCACAGGAGAGGUCGCGUCCGCCCGUCACGUCCGCGCAGAAUAGGGGAGGAGGAGGAAAGGGUGCGGGAGGAGGAAGAGGAGGAAGAUGAGGAGGAGGAGGUCCCACUGGAGGAGAAGGAGCAGCAAGAUCAACAUAUAAUUAGUGCAUAUAACGUGGUGGAAACAUCGCCAACACUCAAAAAGCUGCUGGGGGAGGAAGGAGGGAAGGGAGAGACCAAAAACCCCUACGGAAAGGAAGAGGAGGAGGAGGAGGAAGAGGAAGAAGAGGAGGAGAGGAAAGAAGAGGGAAAUGUAGAAGCUGAGCAGGAGGAGGAAGAGGAGGAGCAGGAGGCAGAACAGGAGACAAGAGAAGAGAGGAGAAGGAGAAGAAAAGGCAGACGACAGCGAAACAAGGGAAGGAAAGGGAGGAAGAAUGGACGGAGGAAAUCUACAGACCAGGAGUCGCCGAGGGAGGGGGAGAACCAGUCGGAGGUGCAACAAGUUUCCACCACGACCAGCGACGACCUCACCCCGGAAACGACCACGACUCCCGCCACGACCUUGAGUCCAGAAACGGAGAGGAUAAUGAGGAGGAGAGAGAGGAAGAGGAGGAGGAAAGAGAGGAGGCAGAGGAAGGAGAACCAGCGGAGACGAGGAGGAAGGAGAAGAAAGACUGAAGAAGAAGAAGAAGAGGGGGAAGAUCGAUCGGCCAACGAGGUCAGCCGAGGUCAAGGUCAAGACACGUCCGCCGCUGACCCCACAUCACGUGACCAGCGACCGAGUGGGAGGAGAGCCGCCGUGGAGAGGAGGAAGAGGAGGAAGAACAGGAGGAGGAGGAAGAAGAACGGGAAGAACAAGAACGGCAAGGGUGGAAAGAAAGGAAGGAGACGGAAGAAGGGAAGGAAGGGAGCGACCGGUGACCAGGCGGAGACAAACGGCGGGGCUUCCGAAAACGACAUCUCACGUCUGGCCACGAACGACGGACCCGCGACUGUCGUGGAGGGCGCCAACAACAAAACCGAGGCGCUCAACAAAGUGCGCAACAUCCUGCUUGAGCAAAUGAAGAAGAAACACACGGAGAACAGAAAACGGGGCCUGCAGCAUGGCUCAAGGGAGGGCGGCGAGGGGGAGACAGAUGAGGCGGCGUUGUCAAGUACUUCAUCGACUACCACGACGACCACAAUGACAACCACAACCACGGAGGCGCCGAUACGUCACCCUAAGACCCCUCAGCACAGCCCCAGCGAGAUUCAGUAUACGGUGGACGGGGGAAGAGAAACAACUCGUACUAUCGUUGACUUCUUCCCUGAUCUUCCUCCCGUGGCCGAUGGAAGGAGUGAGGCGGAGGCUGCAGAGACUCAUAUGGAAGGGGACCAACAAACAUCCCCUGAAGAAACCCAACAGGAGGCCCCAAGAGACUCAGGAAGGAGAAAACGCAGAAAGAAGAAGAAAAAGACCAAAGAACCCACUGUAGUUGAGGAAGAACCAACAACGGAGUACGUAGAUGAGGCAGUGGAGCCGCAGGAUUACCAGAACUACUUGUACGGCUUAGAGAACCCCGAAGACGACGCUACCGAGACAGAGGGAGUGGAGGACCUGUUUCCCGACGGUCUUCCGGAAGGUUACCCGACAGACAGGUUCCGCGCCGAUGGAAACUACUCCCAGAACACGAGGUUUAUCGAGACUGAGGACAUCGACUUUUCGGAGCUAGACCAGUCGUGUGUCAUCUCGGAGGCCGACAGCAUCUACCUCCCGCCGCCCAGGGUCCAGCACGCCCGGGUCAGCGCCUUCCACACCGUCACCAACCCGGCGCCGCCCAACAACAAGUACGCCGAGGCUGUGUACGAGUGUGAGUUCGGGUACCGCCUCGGCGAGGACUUCACCAACAGACUCUUCUGCCGCGGAGACAAGUGGCUCGGCGUGCUGCCCUCCUGCGUGUCCUACGCGCGCCAGGCCACGACCGGGAAGUGCGGGGACAGCAAUGGAGGAUGCGAGCAGAUCUGUGAGCCCACCGAGAACGGGCGCCAGUGUCUCUGCUACAAGGGCUUCACGCUACACUCGGAUGGCGUCACGUGCGAGGACGUGGACGAGUGUGCCGCUAACAAUGGGGGCUGCGGGGGAACCUGCGUCAACAAGCUGGGCUCCCGCCGCUGCGUGUGUCCCAAGGGCUACCGCCUCGCCACCAACGGCAGGACCUGUAUCGAUAAGAACGAGUGUCUGCUGCGGAACGGCCACGGCCCCUGCCAAGACACCUGUCACAACACGGCGGGCGGGUACUACUGCACCUGUCACAAUCUCCCAGGCACACACCUGGCGUCGGACAACCACACCUGUGAGGAUGAGGACGAGUGCGCCAUCAACAACGGAGGCUGCUCGCACAUCUGCCUCAACACCUUCGGCCAAAUCUUCUGCACAUGCCCCGAAGGCUUCCUGAUGGCCAUGGACUGGAAGACUUGCGAAGACAUCAACGAGUGUGAGUACGAGGAGGUGGCGAAUCAGUGUCCUCACGGGUGCAUCAACACGGUGGGGAGCUACAGGUGUGCCCAGAUGGACGAGCUGGUGCACGCCCUUCAGUGUCCGGACGGCCUCGUGUCCACGGAAGACGGCGGAAGCUGCGAGGAUGCCGACGAGUGUGAGGAGGACAACUUUGGCUGCUCGGACAUCUGCGUCAACACCCACGGCUCGGCGCACUGCUCCUGCCCCGCCGGCUUCGCCCUCGCGCAGGACGGAAAGACUUGCCAAGACGUUGACGAGUGCGAGGCGGGAGAGGCGGAGUGUUCCCACGGCUGCCGGAACACCGAGGGUGCCUUCGCCUGCACCUGCCCCCCCGGCCACACCCUGGGGUCGGACCUCGCCACAUGUACAGACGUUGACGAGUGUGCUGAGGGCGCCGUCUGCUCCCACGGCUGCGAGAACACCGACGGCUCCUACACGUGCACCUGUCCCGCGGGCCUCGCCCUGGACACUGAUCUCAUUACCUGUGUAGACACGGACGAGUGCUCGGCGGAGCCCGGCUGUUCCCACGGCUGCCGCAACACGGAUGGCUCCUUCGUCUGCACGUGUCCGCGGGGCCUUCGCCUGGCGCCCGACGGCCUCACCUGUCGCGAUAUAGACGAGUGUUCCGGUGAGCACCAGUGUUCCCACGGCUGUAGGAACACUGACGGCUCCCACGCCUGCACCUGUCCUGAGGGCCUACACCUGGCGCCUGACCUGGCCACCUGCAUUGACAUAGACGAGUGUGCCUCCGCUAAUGGCGGGUGUGAGCAGGUGUGUGAAAACGUGGAAGGUUCAUACCGGUGCGGCUGCCACGCGGGGUACGUCCUGGCCGACAGCCACACCUGUGUCGACGAGGACGAGUGUGCCGAGGACAAUGGCGGCUGUCAACAGGAGUGCACGAACACGCCCGGCUCGUACUCGUGCUCCUGCGGUGACGGCUUCGUGCUGGAGGGCGAGUGGGACUGCGGUGACGUGGACGAGUGUGAGGAGGACAGCUUCGGGUGUUCGGACGUCUGCGUCAACACCUUCGGCGGCGCCUACUGCUCCUGCCCCGCCGGCUACUCCCUUUCGCAUAACAACAAGACAUGCCAAGAUGAUGAUGAGUGUGAGUCAGGCGGCGACGGCGGUGGAAGCUGCUCCCAUGAGUGUGUCAACACGGACGGCUCCUUCGCCUGCCUGUGUCCUGACGGGCUCACCCUCGCCCCGGACCGCGUCACCUGCCUCGAUGUGAACGAGUGCGCCACAGAAAACGGAGGGUGUGACCAGCUGUGCGAGAACACUGAGGGGUUCUUCUACUGUGACUGUGAGGAAGGCUUUGUGCUCGCUGAUGACGGCGUCUCGUGCCGGGACGUGGACGAGUGUGCUGAGGACAACGGAGGGUGUCAGCAGGAAUGUCUGAACGAGCCGGGCUCCUUCUCCUGCUCCUGCCUCCCCGGCUAUGAGCUGGAGGACGACUUCCACUGCAGCGACGUGGACGAGUGUCUGUUGCAGCUGUCGCCCUGCCAGCACGACUGUCUCAACCUGCCCGGCAGCUACGACUGUCUGUGUCACGACGGCUUCGAGCUCUCCUUCGACAACCACACCUGCAUCGACAUAGACGAGUGUGGGGCUGACAACGGCUGCUCCCACUUCUGCACGAAUUUCAACGGUUCCUACAUAUGCCACUGUCCGCCCGGGUUCAAGCUCAGUACCGACGAACACGCGUGCGUCGACGUGGAUGAGUGUGCGGAGGAAAACGGCGGCUGCACGCACGUCUGUUCAAACUUCCAUGGCGGCUACAAGUGUGUCUGUCCAGAUGGCUUGGAGCUGCUGCAGGAGGGAAGCGCCUAUGAAAAGCUUCACGUUUGCGUUGACGUGGACGAGUGUCUCGACAACAAUGGCAACUGUAGCCACGUGUGCCACAACCUGGAGGGCGGGCACGAGUGUAGGUGUCCCCGCGGCUACACCUUCAAGGAGGAGGAGGACGGGUCGCUGAGCAGCUACGAGUGUGUCGAUGUGGACGAGUGUCGGAGUCACAAUGGCGGCUGUAGUCACUUCUGCGUCAACACUGAGGGCGGGAUGGAAUGCCAGUGUCCACGGGGAAUGACGCUGCCUGAAGGUCAAACAUUCGAGUGCCAGGACAUAGACGAGUGCCUCAAGGACAACGGUGGGUGCAGCCACUUGUGCACCAACCAGCCGGGGACCUACGAGUGUGGGUGCCCUGAAGGCUGGCGACUCGACGCCCAGUUUGAAGACGAAGAUUAUUCUGAGGACGUAACAAACCUCGAGGUGUUCAACGACGUGGUCUGGAGGAAGUGUGUCGACGUCGACGAGUGUGGCGAGGAUCGGGGCGGCUGCAGCCAGGCGUGUCACAACGACGACGGGGGCUUCAGGUGCUCGUGCUACCCCGGCUACUGGCUGGGGCGGGACAACAGGACCUGCUUGGACAUCAACGAGUGUAACGUCGACAAGGGCGGCUGUUCCCACGAGUGUACCAACACCGACGGCUCCUUCGUCUGCUCUUGCCCCGACGGCUUCACGCUGAGGGACGAUCGGAGGUGUCGCGACGUAAACGAGUGCGAUAACGAAAACGGAGGCUGCUCGGACCUCUGCGUCAAUCAGGUGGGGAGUUACCACUGUGGGUGUCCUCCAGGCCUGACUCUGGAGGACGACAACAGGACCUGCUCUGAUAUCAACGAGUGUGGGGGGGACAACGGUGGCUGCUCCCACGAGUGCCACAACCUGCACGGCCGCUACACCUGCACCUGUCCACCGGGGCUGCUGCUCACCGAGGACUCCCACACCUGCCUGGACGAGAACGAGUGUGCUGAGAAUAAUGGCGGCUGCUCCCACGAGUGUGUCAACGAGGCUGGUUCCUACAAGUGCCGCUGCCCCGCCGGCCUCACGCUGGGGGUGGACGGCCGCACCUGCCUCGACGUGGACGAGUGUGGCGUGAAAAACGGCGGCUGCUCCCACCAGUGCAAGAAUCACAAGGGUCACUACACCUGCCUGUGCCCCGCCGGAGCCGUCCUCGCCGCCGACAACCACACCUGCGAGGACGUGGACGAGUGCAGCCUCAGGAACGGCGGCUGCAGCUACAAAUGCGUCAACACGGAGGGCGGUUACGAGUGUCACUGCCCCCGCGGCCUGGCGCUGGGCCGCGACGGUCACACGUGCAGGGACGUGGACGAAUGUGCUGAAGGGAACGGGGGAUGCAGCGGCCUGUGCCACAACACACGCGGAUCCUUCAGGUGUGAGUGUCCGCUCGGCUACCGGCUGGCCCUGGACGGCGCGAGCUGCGAGGACAUCGACGAGUGCCAGCUGGCCAACGGAGGCUGCUCGCACGGCUGCAUCAACACCGAGGGGUCCUUCUCCUGUAACAAGUGUUCCGAAGGGUACGAGCUGGGUGAGGACAAGCUGACAUGCGUGGACGUGGACGAAUGCCUACAGUCCCCCUGCGAGCAACAAUGCAUCAACAUCCCCGGCUCCUACUACUGCGCCUGCAAGUCCGGGUUCAGACCGAGGCCAGACGCCGCGCAUCGCUGCUGGGACGUGAACGAGUGUGACGAGGAUAACGGCGGCUGUGCUCACGACUGUCUCAACACCGUGGGCUCCUAUCACUGCCGCUGCUCCCGGGGCUUCGAGCUGGGCCGGGACGAGCACUCCUGUGACGAGAAGCCGGUGUUCUGCCCCGUGAUGGUGGCGCCGCUGCACGGGGAGAUGACCUGCUCGCGGCAUCUGGUGGAGGAAGCCUACCUGCGCGACACCUCCUGCACCUUCUCCUGCUCCCUCGGCUACGCCCUCAACGGCAGCCCCAACGCCACCUGCCUCACCACCGGCGUCUGGUCCGCGGCGCCGGCCACGUGUCGAGCGAUGAUCUGCUCGAUGCUGACGGAGGUGGAGCACGGACGGGUAUCCCCCAAGCGGUGCACGCGGCGAACCUCCAGUGUGGGCCAGCACUGUUAUCUCUCCUGCUCCCCCGGCUACAGGGUGGUGGGCAACCCCGUCAGGAGCUGCCAGGCUAGCGGUUUGUGGUCCCCGGAAGCCGCCAGCCCCUACUGCGAGAAGGACUCCCUCAAGCCGUUCAUUCAGUGCCCCAGCGACGUGCAGGUGGACCUCGCGCCUCACCAGGACUCGGCCUACGUGCGCCUCCCCCAGCCCAAGGCCAACGUGGACUGGUUCAGAUACGCACCAAGAGUGUCCCCGCGGCGAGGCGGCAGCCGCGACCCUGAGGACCCGAGGUACGUGGACGCCGCGCCAGACUGGGCCAAGCAGCUGGAGGCGGACCUGCCGGCGGGGAAGACCACGGUGACCUUCGUGGCGCGCUCCCCGCUGUCCGACGACUCCGCGGCGUGCUCCUUCACCGUGGAGGUCCGAGACAAGGAGGAUCCACAGGUGUUCGGGUGCCCCAAGUCCUUCACGGUGCUGCUGACGGAGGGGAAGGCGAAUGCUGAGGUGUCGUGGAAGGAGCCGGUCUUUAAGGACAACGUGGAAAUCGCCCACCUCUGGAAGUCGCUGGAGCCGGGGCGCCACCUGACAGCGGGGACGUACCCGGUUCACUACGUGGCCAUGGACCCCUACCGCAACCGGGCCAAGUGCUCCUUCGUGGUCACCGUGCAACCGCACACCUCCCCACCUGCACACCCGCCGUACCACUCCAGUCAGGUGAUGGCUGUCUGCCCGGGUUUGAAUGGCGGGAAGCCUAUCCGGAUGUAUGCUUGGCGUGUUCCCCAGGGCUGUACAGUGGUGGGAAGCAACAGCAAUGUACUCCAUGCCCAGUGGGAACCUUCGCGGACAAGUACUCAAGUGGAGGGUGUGAACAGUGUCCUGACGGCGCCUCGACGGUCGGGAGCGGCGCCGACUCACGUGGACUCUGCGUACACCCAGACGGCAGGACGCCACGACCCCCGGCAGGCUUCCUCACACAGUAAUCCCGUGCACGGCGAGGCGGUGGCCAGCGCCUCGGUGGACGGCUCGCGGGGCAGGACGCUGGCCAGCCAGUUCUUCGACACCUUCUCCUUGGCUUCACUUCGCCCCGGGUCCACGCUCGCCAUCGCCCACGCCCGAGCGCGCGGCGGCCCCAGCAGCCACACGCAGGCCCUCGCGCACGCCAGGGUCACCACCUACGGCGGGUAAAACUCCUGCUGCUUCUUCUGUGGCUUCAAUUAAUCGCCGGGAAAAGGUGUACGGAUGACGGCUGUGCUGUGUGUGUCGUGCUGUGGGGCUGUUUAGUGGUGUCUGUGCAGGAGGUGUUUUGGUUUGUUGCGGUGAGUCAGUGAGAUUUCUCAGUGUCUGGAGAAAACCAAGAAGGCUGCAUGAAAUUCCAUGGAUUCCAGCUGGUGGAAGUUUAGUUUUUUGUUUUGUCAUAUAUAGCAUGGGUGAUAGAUUCAACCUCCUGCAUGCAGACGUUAACAUUGUGAUAAAUAUAAUGCACGAAUGACUCCUACAAAUAUAUUUAGGGAUGAGUGAAACAUUAAAGCUUCUUUGACCUGAUGAAAUAUUAGGGAACGCAGAAAACAAAGUGAUGAUGUGUCUUGGCCGGCCUUAUUUGAUAUUCUGAAUGUGUGUUUCCUGUAGAAUGUAAAAAAAGAAAAAAAAAAAAAAACGUGUAGAUGACACAAAAGGGAAGAAUACGAAGAAAAGUACUGAAAACAAAGCGAGUUGUGUUUAUUGGAGUGGCUUCAGGGAUUUGAUGUUCCGCACUGGUUCUGCAGCACCCCUGCUCGUCGAUACCAAGAAGAGAUGUUGAUUAUUAUAACAAGCAGCAUGAACGUCGCUCCCCUUCACAAUCUACUACAAGGAAGCAGACAAUGGCAUGAACAUCUGAACUCCUGUAUUUGUAAACCCUGACAAACAUCCGGAACAUCUGUCUUUCCUUACUGUCUCUUACAAGGAAGCUGAAAUAUUGGUACAGGCUGAAAUAUUGCAUGAGUAUACCCCACAAGGUCAGUCAGCAAAACAUCGUCAACACAAGCAAUGGCAGACGGUACAGAACGGCGCGGCAGAGUUCACUGGGUUAGAUUGAAACAGGCGGACUUCAUCUCCAUAAGUUUUCCGUCACUUGUGCCCGGUACUACCCGAGGCUGAAAUAUUGCAUGAGUAUACCCUACAAGGUCAGUCAGCAAAACAUCGUCACCACAAGCAAGGGCAGACGGUACAGAACGGCGCGGCAGAGUUCACUGGUCAGAUUGAAGCAGGCGGACUUCAUCUCCAUAAGUUUUCCGUCACUUGUUCCUGAUACCACCUAAAUCAGCUGCUACAUUUGGCCUCACCCCUUUCAUUUGUAUUUCGAAGGCAAUAUAUGGAGCAAAUGUCACAUAGAAGCUUCUGACACCAAGGAAAAGGAUUCAGGAUUAUUGAGAGGCAUUAUUGGAGUUUCGAGGAGGGCAGGCAGAAAAGGGAUCUGGGAAAAGUAUUAAAUCAUUUUCGUCCACGGAGGUGUAAGUGGUAUCGCCUCUGCACGGUCGCUCUAUGUAUGUUACAAAGGAAUAUUCAAUCGCUCUCUCGUUUAUAUUGGAAUUGCAGGCGAGAUCAGAGCAGCCAUGUCAAAUUAUCGUACUCUGAGCAUUGCAUGUAUCAUUUUUAGGCUCUAGGAAACUCGCAACCACACAAAUAACGAUAGAAAAUUAAAGUUAGCGUUAAAACUGUUUAAUAUUGGUGGUUUUCGUUCUUUUUUGCUACAGUGUUCGGUCAGAAACUAUGAAAAUGCAAUGCGCUGAGUACGAUAAUUUGACAACGCAGGAUCAGAGCCACUUCAUUCAGCCAUACCGUUUCACAUACAGAACUGAGCGUUAUUUUCUCGCAUGAAUAUUAAAAAGUGCGGACGCUAGCUGUCACGCAACGGAUGAAAGAAAGAAAAAAAUGUCAGCUUCCGUGAUAUUGGGGGAUGGACUGUUUUAUAAGUGACAUCUGGUGCUUUAAUUUUCCCGCCCCAGAUAUUCAAUAACGGAGAAAUAUCCUGAGCGCAUCCAUUUAUUAAUACUGAGCCACACCGAGUAUCCUAAAUUGAAUCCGCUUUUGUUAUAUAUUUGGAGCCAUUUGAUUUCCUUUUCUGCUGGACUAAGGGCCGCUUCCACAGUCACUUUGUUUUGAUCGAUACCACUGGCGGUGAUCGACGCUAUAGUUUUCCACGUGAAACUGGCCUAUGGGGUAGUGGCGGCUACAGAGGAAGCGAGAGGUGUUGAGAGUGUGAGGUAAGGUGCGGGGCUAGGCUAACCCCGCAGCCGCCACUACCCCAUCGGCCAGCUUUACGUGGAAAUAGUACAGCGGCGAUAACAGCCAUUGGUAACGAUCAAAACAAACAAAAUGACUGUGAAAGCGGCCCUAAGAACCGUGAAGCUCUCGAAUGUAAAGCGUCUUACCAAACGUAAAUUCGUUCCCAUUUGGCUUUGCGUUGAAUAAUUGAGCAACUCGAAAAUGGUUCACCUGUGUAGUUCAGUGCGGCAAGGGCUGGUGCGUCUCUUGGUGGACCCUUCCCUGCAUCUGCUCUGUCGGCCUUGAUAGGGAGGCCAAACGUUUUCCUUGAGUGGCCAAGUUCUCUCUCCCUCUCUAAACUAAACUUUCCAGCCAGAGCCGCGUAUCAAUGCUGCAGAUUUGGGCCACUCGGUACGUCAAUAACCAGGUUGAGGGUUGAUGUUCGUCUUGUAACUCUUCUUGUAGCUGUUCAGAGGUCAGGUUCUUCUCGUCUCCUUUAAAAAAUGCCACGUGUGUAUCUUCAUCCCUCUCGAUCUGUAAUAACAAGGUCGAAGUGUGUCUUGUUGUUCAGAAGAUUCGAGCAAUGGCUGUUUAUUGUAAGAUCGAACUCUAUUUCUGCUCCCUUGGCCUUGGCACACGACGCGGCCUGGGGGUCCUUCGCACACAAGACGCACCUCAUCUCUGGACACCAAGACCUCUUACCUCGCCUCCGACGCUUCCCAGAAACUUGACGGAGGAGACGAAGGAGUUCAGGCAGGCGGAGGUUUGUUUGCUGUGUUUACCUGAGUUUCUUAACCUGCUUUUGUUUUAUUUGUUUUUCUUUGGUUUCAUUUAUUUUUUGUUGUUGUCGAUGUCACGGCUCGGCGCGGACUGUCGACUGGGAACUGUUGGUGCUUCCGUUCAGUGAUUUAGGGCAUGACGAGGAGGGCAAUUCAUAGGUUUAAGCUUUAAUUCGACAACCAAACGGAGGGAGUAAGAAGAGAAGCGUCAUGACUGGCAUCUUACCCCCGUGGUUGUUCUAGCAUUUAUACAUUUUUCACUGUGUCAGAACUUACUUUAUUUUCCUGGUAAAACUUAACACUUCACUCUGUUGCAUUCUUUUGUGUGUAAUGCUUUUGAGUUUGUAUUAUAUGUAUUUCCUCAUAUUACAUUUCCAGUAUCUGUUAUAGUCAUAAUUUUACACACCCGCGUGAUGACUGCCAACACUACUACUGUAAGCGCCUCGGUGGAGAAGUGAUCUCUUUAGAACUUUAUCGAAGCCUCGUUUUCGUCGUCCACAAACUUUGGCCCAGCUCGAGCGGAUCCCCGAUUUCCGUUUUCUGUUUUCGUCGGCAACUCAACUAAACUCGCGUCGCCUGAGGGAUGCAAUCAGCCCGGCCACCAAACUCAACCAGAUUUUGUUCCGCAGGUGUUCUUAGUGUCUGUUUUCUGAGAACUUCUUUGGUAUGAUGUCAGGUACCGGCCACACUACCCCUGAGGCAGAACGAAGACUUGGAAUAUGAAAAAAAAGUCACCUUGGCCUAUCUGAGCCAUUGCAGCAGUAUCCUUUAGGUUUGUCUUCUUUGUAAAAUCUAAGAAAAUUUAAUCAAAACAUUAUUAUAUAUAUGAAACAAAGAUCAUAUUUGGACAUACGAAGCCGUCAAGACAGAAGAUUCUUAUAAGUUGAUGAAUAUGAUUGAUUGUAAAUGGUCGGUGUAUAGGAAAAAAAAAUCAUCCCUUUUCGGUUUUAUUUUGGCGAGGCAGCGCAAGGACGGCUCAGAGUUUGCUUCAGUUUGCUGGACGACUUGAACGCGGCUCUUUUGUAUCUUCCUAGUUGACAUUAACACAUAAGUCGAAUUAGUUCUUAGCGGUGAGAGUGAAAGCCGCCACAAACCCAUGCACUAACAAUGCCAUUAGACAGUAUAAACCCUUCCUAUCUUAACAGUGAAAUUGUGAAAACCGCUACAAACACACUAACAACGCUAUCUGACAGUGUAAACCCUUCCUAUCUUGGCGGUGAAAUGUUAAAACCGCUACAAACCCACACUAACAACACCAUAAGACAAUAUAAAGUGUAAACCCUUUUUAUUUUCGACUAGCCGCUUCAUCUCAACAACCAUUUACACUUCCUCUCUUACUUAAAUUCAAAGUCUUCCUCGAUGUAAAAUAACUACAAUCCACAUAAUGCUUACUAUCUUGAUAUUAUUUUCAUGUAUGACUUUUUUUUUCGUUAGUUAGUGUGCUGGCGCCAAAUGUUAUAAUGUCACUUGUUAACACGUAAUGGUUUAUAUUGUACGCGGCUGAUACCAUAGUCUUCCAAAUAUGUCGAGCGCGGUCUGGCGUAGGCUCCCGCGGGUCCUUUCCUCCCCUCUACUCUGCCACACAUUCCCAACACCUAUCUCUUCCUCUCAUAUGUAAGCUAUAGGUAACAUAUGACAGGAAAAAAUAGGUGUUGGGACUGUGUGGCAGAGCAGAGGGGAGAAAUUGACCCGCGGGAGCCAACGCCAAAACGGAAUCGACAAUUUGGUUUCACUAUACUAAACAUUCAUGGUCAUCUUCGUGUUCUGUGUUCAGUGAGUCAAAGAUUAUUGUGUGUAAGUCAUAUUUUAUUCAUAAUCGAGGACCUUCUAACGGUAGCAACUCGUACGACCCAUAGAUAAGAAAAAAAGAAGUAAAUCGAAGUUUGUUUUGUAAUAGGUUUUACUAGUAAGACUGUCACUUUAAGUUUGUGUAUAUUUAUGGGUCGAAUUUGUCACGUUUCUCUAUGUUCAAGAAGUCAUGCAACCGCGAAAACAACAUAAAACAGCGGUGAACAUAUGUUAAUUUAGUGCCUCGCCCCCGCAGCGUGAGUCUGUAAAUACAUAGCGUCGAGGUGCAGGUGGGGGGUAGGUGAAAGGGCGCCACUCCGUGCCGCUCACCUGCAGUCAGUCUUCCCGUCACGCUGCGGUGGACGAGGUGGGUCAGGUGUGUCCCGUUUGUACUCUUCUCCGUAAGGCCGUGUGUAUAUGUAUGUAAUAGGAUAUAUAGAUAGACCGUAAGUUAUUUCUGUGUGCUAGGAUAACCUUUUCUGCUGUAUCAUUGAAAAUUGUUAGAUAUGUAUACUAAAAACACUUUAAGGUUAAUCAAAUGCUCCCCAAGAACCAGUUUGUGCCAUGUGAGGUGAGUUCAGAGGGUGAACUUUACGUGCCAGGAGAAAAAAACUGUUCUUAGGAGGAUUAAUUAGUCUUGUUUAUCCCUUGUAUUAAGUCCCGGAGGCCGCACUGCGUCUGUGCUGCACCAAACGAUGUACAUUUUAUGAAAUAGAUAUACCUACGAUGAA
This is a messenger RNA of Eriocheir sinensis (Chinese mitten crab), 13411 nucleotides long. RefSeq names its product fibrillin-1-like. The coding region runs from base 1 to 8055 and encodes 2684 amino acids. The transcript has 40 exons. Gene Ontology annotation, molecular function: calcium ion binding. NCBI's taxonomy places the organism in Eukaryota, Metazoa, Arthropoda, Malacostraca, Decapoda, Varunidae. The record is from RefSeq and is a predicted model, not a curated record.